UUGACAUUUUAUAGAUUUUGAUUUUGUACAGACGAUUUACAAAGAAUAAUAAUUAAAUUUAAUUAAUUGCUGGUAAAUUUUCAAACACAAAUAAUUGGAAAGUGUCUUGGUGCAAUAAAACGUAUUUUGUAGUUAUACGUUUGCCACCGAUUUUGAUAAGCAAAGCUAACCUCGAAAAAUAUUGAUUUCUGUGAUUACAUGAAAAAAGUAAUAUAUAACAAUGUCGAAAAGAGAUUAUGAGGCAGCAUUUUUGCAAAAGGAAAUCAAACGUGUACCAAACAAUAAAAGGCAAAGCGACAAGAAACACACAUUAGACAGUGAUGAAGAGGAUGAGGUUGAUGAAGACAACGUCUUAGAUGUUGAUGAUAUAGAAGGCGAAGAAGAGGGCAUUGCCAGGCAAGAUGGGGAGCAAAAGAUGACUGCCUUUAACAUGAAGGAAGAAAUGGAAGAAGGUCAUUUCGACAGACAAGGCCAUUUCAUAUGGAAUAAUGAGAAAGAGAUAAGAGACAAUUGGUUGGACAACAUUGACUGGCAAAAAAUUAAAACUUCGUCAGAUUCCAAAGACAAAUAUAAUAUUGAUGAGAAAGGCUUAGGCGAUGAAAGUGACUCAGGUUCCGAAAUGAAUGAUGAUUUCGAUGAGAUAUCAAAUUAUAAAAACAUGUUAGAAUAUAUGAAGCCUGGUGAAACUGUAAACAAAGCUAUCAAGCGUUUAGGUGCUGCUGAUAUGAAGUUGUCAAGUGUGGAAAGAUUGCGACGGAAGAAAGCCGGUACGUUAAAUACAAAUGAAGACGUUAUAAAAUUAACGGAAUUGGCAAAUCAAAUUCUAACAGAAAAAGGAAAUAUGGAUAUAUAUCAAGAAACGUAUGAGCAAAUAAAAACCAAAGUUGAAAGCAAAGGAAAGAAAAAAGCAACGGGUGUGGCAGAGCCAGUAUUGGAUAUGUAUGCUGAUGACUUUGACGUGAAAGAAAAAGAGAAAAUUUCCACCGUUACAAUGUGUGAAACUAAAGAGGAAGUGAAGAAAGAGAUAAUGUGGGAAUUUAAGUGGAAAGUUGAGGAUGAAGAUAUUCAUGGACCAUACAGCACUCAACAGAUGGUCAAGUGGUCAAAAGAGAAUUAUUUCACAGUUGGUGCCAUGGUUAGAAAGUGUGGGGAAUCUUCAAAUUUCUAUUCGCUGGGUAGAAUUGAUUUUGAGUUAUAUGAAUAAUUUUGAAAAUAAAUGUAUUUUUCGAAA
Molecule: messenger RNA, 1231 nt
Organism: Anoplophora glabripennis (Asian longhorned beetle)
Lineage: Eukaryota; Metazoa; Arthropoda; Insecta; Coleoptera; Cerambycidae
Gene: holn1
Product: CD2 antigen cytoplasmic tail-binding protein 2 homolog
Exons: 1
Coding region: 221-1204 (327 amino acids)
Cellular component (GO): U5 snRNP
Molecular function (GO): protein binding
Source: RefSeq, a predicted model, not a curated record